CUGCCUUGCCUACAGUCAGGAUAAAGAUGGCGAAGUUGGUGCUGCUGGUGGCUUUGUUGGCGUCGGCGGGACGCUGGUCGCUGGCCUCUGAAGGGAACGCAGAGGAGCAGCUGUUCCCUCCUUUGCACCCCAACUGCACGCAGAGCCUGACGGACCUUCUCCUGCUGCGGCAGGAGACUCAGCUGAACAGAAUGGCCGCGGCGCAAGAGGCCACGACGGAGCUCCUGAAGGAGAGCCUCGAGACGUUGGUUCAGGUUCGCGACUCGCUGAAGGCCCUGGGCAGCAAGGCAGAAGGACGCACACCUGAGAGCGUGGUGUGUGUGUCUCCAUUCACGCAAGUGGGAGGCAGCUGUCUCCUGCUGGCGCUUGACGAGCUGCACACUUGGCAGUCAGCACGGCAGUUCUGCGCUGGGUACGGGGCCGACCUGGCUCACUUCUCGGACGUCAACACCUAUGCGGCCAUCAUUGAAUACAUCAAGACCAUCAAUCAGCAGAGGAAAAGCGUGAGUGUCUGGGUCGGCGGGUCAGACGAGGCCGUUGAGGACACUUGGCUCUGGGUCACCGGGGAGCUGAUGCCCGGGGGACGCCCUUCUGGGGAACGAAGGACGGGUACAGACCACAGCCCGGUGACGGUCGGGGCCAAAACUGCGCAAUUCUGUGGCAGGCAGAUCAGUACUACACUCAUGACGUAGCUUGUAUUUACAAAGCCGCUCCUCUUUGCCAGGUAUGAGUCUGACGGCUCUGAGAAGGGAUACAUUUGAUAAGAGAAGUAAUAUGGUUGGUUUUCAUUGUUAUUGUUGUUAACGUCACUGUUUUCUUUUAUUGUUGUAAUUACUGUUAUUGUUAUCCCUUCGUGAUCACGAUAUUGAGUAUGUGAAAUAGAAAAUCUGAAAUUCCUGAAUGGCUGAGUAUGCAAUAAAUUAGGAAAUUAGCGAAAGAGAGAGAGAGAGAGAGAGAGAGAGAGAGAGAGAGAGAGAGAGAGAGAGAGAGAGAGAGAGGAGAGAGAGAGAGAGAGAGAGAGGAAGAGAGAGAGAA
Penaeus vannamei (Pacific white shrimp) is the source of this 1035-nucleotide messenger RNA. Its product is annotated as tetranectin. The record is from RefSeq and is a predicted model, not a curated record. Lineage: Eukaryota; Metazoa; Arthropoda; Malacostraca; Decapoda; Penaeidae.